This is a messenger RNA of Drosophila mojavensis, 1718 nucleotides long. RefSeq names its product UPF0746 protein DDB_G0281095-like. Lineage: Eukaryota; Metazoa; Arthropoda; Insecta; Diptera; Drosophilidae. The record is from RefSeq and is a predicted model, not a curated record. The transcript is spliced from 3 exons. The annotation marks the transcript as partial.
ACAUUGAAUCGAUAAAUUUGUACUAUGCCAACUAUGAUUGAAGUGUUUGCUGAUGGCCGGGGUGGGCAGGUGGAGCAUUUGAGAGAGCAAGGGACUUGCAGGAGGCGCGUCGAGCUGCCGCCUGAUAGAUGUAUACACCUGAUACCGCUGAUACCGGAACCCUUAGGCGCUACUCAGCUACUCAGUUCUUAUAUUUGGAUGAUGACACACGCAUUGACAACGGCUUAAACGCUUCUAAUUGCCAACAAUAAUUGAUUGACGUCGGCCACAAGCUGAAGUUAUUUGAGCCCGCUUCUGAUGUUGCGCUGAGGUAGAGCUGACAUUUGUUGUUGUUGUUGUUGUUGUUCAUUCGAUAUUCCUGGAACAUGACCCACACUUGAUGCUAAGUGUGCCACAAUACAUACGUAUAUCCAGAGGCAGCCGUUGAUGAAUCACUCGCAAUGUCCGCAAUGAGAACGAGCAGCACAAUUCUGGGGCAUGAUGACCCAGCCAAUGUUAAUCGUACUACACACACACUGCGCCACCGUCUCACCCGCCUCUUCCACAUUCUUUUCUAGGGGCUGCAACGGGAAGAAGCUUUGGCCAGAGGAGCUUGACCUGCUCGAGCUUAACCCUGCCAUACAGAGGACUCCCCACACACACCGCCUUAGCACCUCUUACAUAUUGGCAGACGCAGCAUUCAUCAUCUGUAAAGAUCCAUAUCUUAUUGGCAAGAGGAAGCACAGCAAAGGCAUGUGGCAUGUGGUCAGCUGCCUCAUGCAGUCCACAUCCGCUGAGUCGUCGGAAAUCUAGGUAUGCAUAUGUACACAGCUGGAGCUCGAUUCCUACUAUGUAUCCAGCUAGCCUUUGCCUGAGAGUUCAGUAAAAAUUGUAGCUAAAUUUAGGUGUGCACACAAUUUCCAAAAGCAACAACGAAUUGAAAUACCAAACAUCGCUAUACGUACAUACACACAGACCCAACCACGCAUACAACAUACAAAUUGGCAAUGGAGAUGGCCAAGAGGAGCAUGGGCAGCACUGGCGCAGUUGGCGCUGUUGGCGCUGCUGGCCCUGGCCGACACCGUCGAGCCGCAGCUGUCUCAACGGCCGCAGCGCCGCUCAAGAAGGCGAAAGCCAAGACCAAGCCCCUGGAGCUGCUCGUGGUUGGACAGCAGCUGACGAUGCAACCCAUGUUCAGGCGCACCACCAAGCCAAUGGCAACAGCUGCUGCCCCUGCAGCAGAAGCAGAGGCAGCCGCACCAGCCCCACCAGCCGCACCAGCCGCAGCUCGUGUCAGCUACCAGUGUGGUCCGCCUGUGGAAGAGCAGCUGCUGGAGGAUGGCGACUUCAUGUACGUCUACAGGGCUUAUCCCUUCGAGCUGUGGAGCCAACCGGCGCAGCUGGACAUGCCGCAGGAGUCGCUGACAUGGCUGGCCAAGCAGCAGCAGCAACUACUGCACUCGCAACAGCAGCAACAUCAGCAACAGUCGCUGCAUCUACAGCAACAACCACAGCAGCAGCAACAGCAGCAAGAACAACAGCAACAAGAGCAGCAGCAAGAGCAGGAGCAACAGCAACAGCAACAGCAACACGAGAAGCAGCAGCAGAAGCAACCGCAACAACGACAGCAACAGCAGCAGCAACAGCAACAACAAAAGCAGCAACAGCAGCAGCAACAGAAGGAGCAACAGCAACAGCAACAACAGCAAGAACAACAGAAGCUACAGCAGCAACAGCAA